This is a messenger RNA of Pisolithus orientalis, 1862 nucleotides long. RefSeq names its product P-loop containing nucleoside triphosphate hydrolase protein. The record is from RefSeq and is a predicted model, not a curated record. Gene Ontology annotation, biological process: protein insertion into mitochondrial inner membrane from matrix; mitochondrial respiratory chain complex III assembly. NCBI's taxonomy places the organism in Eukaryota, Fungi, Basidiomycota, Agaricomycetes, Boletales, Pisolithaceae. The transcript is spliced from 5 exons. Gene Ontology annotation, molecular function: ATP hydrolysis activity; ATP binding. Gene Ontology annotation, cellular component: mitochondrial inner membrane. The coding region runs from base 118 to 1692 and encodes 524 amino acids.
GUAGUCGAGCGACUUGCACUUGCCGCUUCAAGUUUCGAUCAUACCGUUGCGGUCAAUGGUACUACUUCCUCAACCCUGUCCGGUGGUCCCCUUCAACGGCUCGCCGUCAUUACGUCGAUGCUCGCAUCGACGUCCGCUCUCCGAGAUUGGGCGUUGUUGCUAGUCAUCGGGAGUCUCUUUGAAGCAGCACGCAGAGGUUUAUCCUCUUUCUGGAUCUCUCUUGUUGACGCAUUCUUCAUUACGGCCGUGUUCGACGAGAACGACUCUAGCUACCGUGAGUCAUGGUUCGACCAUACCGCUUUGUUCUUAUAUCUGACCCCCGUUUUAGAAUGGAUGUUGGCUUGGCUGUCAAAACAGCCAUCUUGGCGACAUGUGCGACACGUCGAAGUCAGCACGAGCUCGACAUAUUCGGGGCCUAGUUACUCGAACAGGGACUCAAUUUUGAAGGAACCCUCCUAUAAACCGGCAGAAUCGCAAUCGUACACCCUCUGGUACAAAAGUCGUUGGAUGAGGGUCACUCGUGUAUCCGUGUCCAAUCCCGGAGGCUGGUCCAACAGGGAAUCGCUACAGCUGAGAGUCUUCAAUGGGCGUCAAAGGAUUCUCAGUGAGAUAAUUGAUGAAGCUAAGAAAGAUUGGCUUGAAAUGCAGAAGGAUUCCCUUACAGUUUGGGUAUCUAGCAGCGACAACGAUUGGGUCCGGCUUGCUAAGCGGCUCAAGCGUCCUCUUAGCUCGAUUGUACUCGACCCAGGUGUUCAGGAGCUCCUAGUGGAAGAUGCAAAAGACUUCCUUGCCAGCAAGGCCUGGUACCAGGAACGCGGCAUUCCCUUCCGUCGUGGUUAUUUGCUUUACGGUGCUCCUGGAUCGGGAAAGACUUCCAUAAUUCAAGCCAUUGCUGGCGAGUUGUGCCUUGAUGUCUAUGUACUCACUCUCUCGCGUUCCGGGCUCGACGACACAAGUCUUGCUACAUUGUUGUCGGGUUUACCAUCACAAUGUAUCCUCCUCAUGGAGGACAUCGACGCUGCCUUUCACCACGGCCUCAGUCGUGAAUCUGGACCACCAACAGCUACUUCAUCCCCCGAGACCGGAUCUCGUGAUGGGCCAAAUGGACCACCUAAAUCGGGUGACUCUACAAGCAAACUUUCGCUCAGUGGUAUCCUGAACGCCAUAGACGGUAUUACUGCUAACGAAGGUCGCAUUCUGUUUGCGACUACCAAUAAGUACGACGUGCUCGACCCCGCGCUCUGUCGGCCUGGCCGCAUGGACAUUCGUCUCGAGUUUCACCUUGCAAGCAGGUACCAAGCCAGGGAAAUAUUCAAGCAUUUCUUUGCGUCUUCUCCUGUGCAAGCAUCAGAGAAGAAUGAUGUUACUGGUGACGGGGAACCUCAUCUUAUCCAUCUCACAUCAUCCGCCAAGUCUCAAGAAUUGUCUCAGCCGUCAUCGGAGUCCUCUGAGAAAUCUUCACCGUUGCCACCUUUAGUAUACUCUGGGCUUUCCCAUCGUUCACGUGCCCCCAAGCUAUCUGUCAGCGAGCUCUCCGCGCUUGCGGAUCAAUUCGCUGCCAGCGUGCCGGAGCGGCAGUUAACGAUGGCAGCUCUGCAGGGCUAUCUCAUGAUGUACAAGGCAACACCGUUCAAGGCUGUUGCAAACGUUUCCGCUUGGGUUGAGAAGGAACUUGCGGAGAUGAGUCACUAGAUUCAACUCAAUUGUCGCAAAUUUAUUUGGUCCAUUGUCACGUGCCCCCAUUGUAAGCAGCAUGUAAUGGACCACUUGCCAUUAUAAUGGUCAGGUUUGGCUAGAUUAUAGCAAAUAUGUGAUAUUUUAUCUAAGAUAUAGUGCAAAUGUGUAAAAUAUUAUGUACAAAU